Entamoeba invadens IP1 is the source of this 1233-nucleotide messenger RNA. RefSeq lists its product as hypothetical. The record is from RefSeq and is a predicted model, not a curated record. Bases 1 to 1233 code for a protein of 410 amino acids. The transcript has a single exon. Lineage: Eukaryota; Evosea; Mastigamoebida; Endamoebidae.
AUGUCUCAACUAACUGGUUAUCACAUUAUGAUAGUCUCGAAGUACUUCGCAACUAUCAUAGACUUUAUUAACUUGAAGUUAGUUUGCAAGAAGUUUGGUGGUAAUAUGGAGAAGUUUCAUUUUAACCCAAUUCCGUUAAAUUCCAAAACGCUUGGAUACUUCCCAAACAUCGAGACACUUCAUUUGUGGAAUAAAAAUGAUGAUAAUUUUGGCAAUAAAUUUAUGAACAACACAGAAGAAAAUGGAGAUUGUGAAAAUAAAGGUGUUUUUAAAAAAGAGUUCUUUCGAAUCAUUGUGUGGUUCAAUGUUGAUUUUAAAACUGUUGACAGAAACAAAAAUCGAAACAUUGAGUUUAAAAAUGUCACUUACACUCAAAAAGAUAGAGAGGAAUUUGGCAACAACAUUCCACAAAACAUUGGAUCAAUUGGUAAUCAAUGUUUCUAUGAAUGCAGUAGUUUGACUUAUGUUUCAAUACCAUCAAGCGUUUCAUCAAUUGGUGAUUAUUGUUUCUAUGGAUGUUACAGAUUGAGUAGUGUUACUAUACCAUCAAGUGUGAAAUAUAUUGGUUAUCAAUGUUUCUAUAAAUGCAAAAGUUUGAUUAGUGUUUCAAUACCAUCAAGUGUUACAUAUAUUGGAAUUCAAUGUUUUUUUGUAUGUAGCAGUCUGAAUAGUGUUAACAUACCAUCGAGUGUAACAUCAAUUGGUGAUUGUUGUUUUUAUGAAUGCAGUAGUUUAAGCAAAAUUACAAUACCAUUUAGUGUAACAUAUAUUGGUGAUGAGUGUUUCAGUGAAUGCAGUAGUUUAACUUAUGUUUACAUACCAUCUAAUGUGAAAUCAAUUGGUGAUGGUUGUUUUUAUGGAUGUAAUAAUUUGAGUCGUAUUACAAUACAAUCAAAUGUGACAACAAUUAAUAAUUAUUGUUUCAGUGAAUGCAGUAGUUUAACUAAUAUUUACAUAUCAUCGAGUGUAACAUCAAUUGGAAAAUAUUGUUUUUAUGGAUGCAGUAGUUUAAGCAAUAUGACAAUACCAUUAAGUGUUGCAUAUAUUGGUGAUUAUUGUUUUUAUGGAUGUAAUAAUUUGAAUAGUAUUACAAUACCAUCUAAUGUGACAUAUAUUGGUAAUGGUUGUUUUAGUGAAUGCAGUGGUUUAAGUAGUAUUACAAUACCAUCAAGUGUUGCAUAUAUUAGUGAGAGUUAUUUCCCAUCAAACACUGAAGUUCAUCGAAGCAAAUGA